This is a messenger RNA of Balaenoptera acutorostrata (minke whale), 1766 nucleotides long. RefSeq lists its product as uncharacterized. The transcript is spliced from 3 exons. The coding region runs from base 1 to 1155 and encodes 384 amino acids. The record is from RefSeq and is a predicted model, not a curated record. NCBI's taxonomy places the organism in Eukaryota, Metazoa, Chordata, Mammalia, Artiodactyla, Balaenopteridae.
AUGGGGUACAAACGCCAGCAACCUUUAGGGAAUAGCAGCCACCGGAAGAUUCCUCCCAAGCCCCACUGCCAUGCGGGCACAGGGGUGGCGGGAAGCCUCAGCCUCCCCGUGGUGGCCGGAAGACCUGGACUGCUCGUACCCCAGGAACAGCAGUUACAGCGCAGAGGGGACGGAGACCCCUGUGGCCCUCCCCGGGCGUCUCGUCCUUUGGUCUUAACUCCAGACGGGAGGCAGCUGCCUGGGCCCAGCGCGGUCCGCGGAGGGCGCGUCGCAGAUGCACUUCCGGUCAGCGCGGCGACGGCGAUAGGCCCGGACUGCGCUGGCCACUCGAGUCGGGCUGGAGAUCGGGGCGCAUCUGGGGCUCGCCCUCCCUCUAGAAACCGCGAAACCCCGAUUCUGCUGGUCCGGCGCGGGGCACCGGCUCAUUGGCGACGCCAAGGGGAAGGCCGCCCCGGCAGCUUAGUCGCGCCGGGCUCCUGGCAAUGGACAGGGACCCGUGCUCCGGCCACAGGCUCCGACGCUCCCCGCCCGGCUUCUCUCCAGCGACUGUCUUUGUACAGUUUCGAUUUGUGUCUAGGCCGGGUUCGCUUUGCUUUCGGUCAUUUCCUAUGGGCUUCCCGGCCUCUGGGUUCCUCCUGGCCCCCUGCUCCAAGCUUUCCGUUUUCGCUCCGGAGGCUGCCCUCCUGCGGCCAACCCCACCGGCCGCGCGGACCCGGCCUUCGCCGGGAGUGUGCCGGGGGCGUCCCUUUGGCUCUCUGCCCUCCGUCUCCUCUGGUCGCCAGCCCGGCUCCCAAGUUUGCUCCCCAGACUGCCUCGCUCCGCUCUUCUGAGCGAGGCCGGGGCGUUUCGACCUCCCGCUCCCCUCCCGGGGCCGGCGCGUGGAGACCAGCGCUGACCUUGGAGGCGGCCACGCUACCCCCCUCCCCUCACCGUGUCCCCCUGUCACCCCCGGCCCCCCUUGACUCCGGGGCUACCCAGUCGUGGCCACUGGGGGAGCGCCCCUCCCCUGGCGGUAACGCGCAGAGGCUUUCAAUCUGGGCUGCGCAAACCGUGCCUCGGAGCGGCCGGGCCUGGGGGUCAAACCAGGAAGAAGGAGGGGUGGACCUCAAGGCCGUGGAGACCCGACUUUAUUUGUAUUGUUUCAACUUGUCCUGAACGGUUAGACGAGGUGCGCGCUCGCGUACACCCGCUACGGGGAUCCCAACCCCUCGCUGGCUCGGCUGCCCGGCUCGGCCCGCCCGCUCGGCGCACUGAGCGGCCCUGGCUGGCCCGGAGGCCCUGGCGUCCGAGGUGCCUGGCUUCCUCGGUGCCUGGCUGGGGCGGACCUGGCUCGCGAAGGGCCGCCACCUGCAUUUUCCCGGACUAGGCCCUUCAUGAAUGUGUACACAUUUCCUUCAAGAGGUUAAGGAGCUUACGGAGAGGCUGCACAUGAACUACUUCAACCUAAGGGAAAGUCCCUUUUUUCUUAAUUUCUACGGUUAAGGACUUUAUAAAAGAGAUGGAUCUGUGCACUUUUCCUUGGAAACCCUAGACGGUGAGCAGUCAGCCUCUCUGUGGGGCGGAGAUGCACAGAGGUGGGACACCAACGAUCAAACUAAGUCCCAGAACCACCCAGGAUAAAGAUGAAGAAACCCUCUUGGAUGUUCUGACUCAAUAUCCUUGGCGUCAGGACAAACAAGUCAUCAUAAUCCUGCACAGUUUUUCUAAACUUAUCUGGAGUCUCAGCUCUGACAUUCAGAGAGGCAGAUGCCAGAGUGAAAAUGGAA